AUGGGCGACGACAAGGACUACUACUCAGUUCUCGGCUGUGAAAAGGACGCCUCAACGGAGCAAAUCAAGAAGCAGUACAAGAAGCUGGCUUUACAGCUUCAUCCUGAUAAAAGUACCUCCGACACAGGUGCUGACUUUAAUCUACUAAGCAAAGCCGCCUCCACGUUGACUGACGAAAGGGAAAAGCACAAGUACGACACUUCGCUUUUAGAGAAACGAGCAACGUGCAACAAGAUCGUCAAUGACGAGGUAAACUGCGACGACUUUUCACACGACGAAGAAACGCAAAGCUACCUCUUCGACUGCCGAUGCGGUGGACAGUUUGUGCUGGGCAAAGACGAGUUUACCUCAAUAGCCAAAAGUCAACUGGUGGACUGCAACAGCUGCUCGCUGAGCAUUCUCGUCAUCAGCAGCAGAUGA
Rhagoletis zephyria (snowberry fruit fly) is the source of this 420-nucleotide messenger RNA. The record is from RefSeq and is a predicted model, not a curated record. Lineage: Eukaryota; Metazoa; Arthropoda; Insecta; Diptera; Tephritidae.